Molecule: messenger RNA, 705 nt
Organism: Antrostomus carolinensis (chuck-will's-widow)
Lineage: Eukaryota; Metazoa; Chordata; Aves; Caprimulgiformes; Caprimulgidae
Gene: YOD1
Product: YOD1 deubiquitinase
Exons: 1
Coding region: 70-705 (211 amino acids)
Biological process (GO): endoplasmic reticulum unfolded protein response; protein deubiquitination; ERAD pathway
Cellular component (GO): nucleus; cytosol
Molecular function (GO): cysteine-type deubiquitinase activity
Source: RefSeq, a predicted model, not a curated record
GACACUCUCAUCGUGGAAGAGGACACGUCCAAGCCCAAGCCUGACUCGCCCCUAGUCACAAAAAGAACGAUGUCUAACUCGGUUAGGGAGGCCGUGCCUGUGCUGGCGAGGAGGGUUGUUCCAGCAGAUAACUCCUGUCUCUUCACCAGUGUCUACUACGUGGUGGAGGGAGGCGUUUACGACCCGGGUUGCCCUCCAGAGAUGCGCAGCCUCAUAGCUCAGAUAGUAGCAAGUGAUCCUGAAUCUUACUGUGAGGCAGUUCUAGGGAAAACCAACAGGGAGUAUUGUGACUGGAUCAGGAGAGAAGAGACUUGGGGAGGAGCCAUCGAAGUGUCCAUUUUAUCCAAAUUUUACCAGUGUGAGAUCUGCGUGGUGGACACACAGACAGUCAGGAUUGACCGUUUUGGGGAGGAUGCUGGUUACACUAAGCGAGUCCUUUUAAUUUAUGAUGGGAUUCAUUAUGAUCCACUCGAGCGGAAAAUCCCCGACUCGGACAUUCCUCCCCAGACCAUUUUCUCCACCACUGAUGAUAUUGUUCUUGCCCAAGCGUUGGAGUUGGCAGAUGAAGCCAGAAGGAAGAGGCAGUUUACCGAUGUGAAUCGCUUCACUCUGAGGUGCAUGGUGUGCCAGAAGGGACUAACAGGACAAGUGGAAGCCAGAGAACACGCCAAGGAGACCGGACACACCAACUUUGGAGAAGUGUGA